UCUGCUCGCCCGCCACCAGAGACCAACCCUGCCAGGACCGUGGACAUCUGCCCGCUCGCCACCGAGGACCUCUCCGACGGUGCGGGAAGGAUGCCACGCAAGCCCUACCCCGCCAUGGAAGAGGAGCUGAAGGGUCCAAGGGUCUACCGAGAUUCGUCUUUCCGAUCGAGGACAUUUCUUCCCAUCCUGGUCGAGAAGCCCUGGGAGGCAGGGAUGCUGAGGACCACCGACGAGCUGGUCGAGGGCAUGCCGCUCUUCGGGGUCAUCCAGAAGCGCCAGGUCCGCGCCAUCUGGGACUGGUGGCGGGCCAACCUCCGCUGGCAGACGCCCAUGCACGGGCCCCUGGGCAGCUCCGCGACCCUGACCAACCUGGACCUCUCCAAUCUCGGCGAGGCGGACGUGGUCUACACAGGGGUGGGCGAUACCCUCGACAGGUUCGACCGCUUCGAGACGCCGCCCGAUGUCUGGCUAUACUUUGUCUUGGAGGGGCUGCCCCUCCACGAGUUCUUCGACUACAUGAGGACCACCAGGCAGGGCUACGUCAUCCCCUAUGGCGGGCCCCUCCUGGCGGUGAAGGUCUUGGUCAAGGGCCGACCGCGGCUCCUGCCUCUGGCCUACUCCAGGCCGAAGGCUCUCACGGCGCGUAGGCUCUGGGCGGAUACCGGGGAUGCGCGCCUGGUCUACGGGGCUCCGACGCACCAGUUGAUCGGGCCCGUCGAUUUCGAGUCAGGGAGCUGGGCGUACAUGGACGACUACGCGGUCGUGGCCUCGUACGCCAGCGCGCGGCAGCCAGUGAGCGAGGUCAUGAAGAGGCGAGGGGAUCGAGUCGCGGGGUGCGGUUAUUCGAUGCCGACCUUACACUGUCUCGGCCAAAAUCGAUCGCACUUGUGGCCUGACUCUGGCGGCGCUGGGGCUGGCGGUGCGGACAUGCUGGACCCCGGAGCCACCGUGAAGCUGUGGGCGUGGGCGGCCAUCUCUCAGCGCAUGGGCCUCGCCAUCCGCGACGGUAUCUACCGCGAGAUGAGGCGCCCAGAGACCGCCAGGACGCCGUUCUGCCUACCAGACGCGGCGAGGUGGGGGCUGACGGCGAUGGCCUACUGCGCCACGUUCAGGCACACGGAUCUCGAGGCGCCCUGGCUCUCGCAGGUGUCUAUGACGGGUAUGACGGACUCCAAGGACAAUGGCCACGGGGUUGCAGUCACCGAGGCCUUGCUGGAGGAGAUCAGGACGGCCACGGGCUACACCGAGAUGAGAGGGUGGACGAUCGCCACCGACGUCUGGGUCCCCCACGUUGGGGGGUGUGCCUACGACGUGGACGAGCUCGCCGAUGCGUCGGCUACACCUCCGCCGCGGGUCCGUCGGAGGGUCAACCAGGCGCUCUACCUCUUCGCGGGCAGGCGCCGAGAAGGGGAUCUGGAUGAGGCCAUCUACACGCGUGCGGAGUGCGACGGCUACGACAUCCAGAUCUGGUCCAUCGACUCGGUGAUCGAGCCGAAGCACGACCGCCCCAACGACGAGCUGGUCAGCGCGAUUCUGGGUCAGAUGCGCGACGGGCACUUCCACGCAGUGAUUGCCCCGCCGCCAUGUUCCACCUGGAGUCGAUCGUGCUUCCUGAAAGAGAGGCCCAGGCCCCCGCGGACGCGCCUCGAGCCUUGGGGGCGGAGCGACAUACUAUUCGCCACCUUCGAGCACCUCCGCCUGGACCCUGGGGCGCGCCUCCUGCUCACGGCCAUGCAGGCGGUCUGCGAGGUCUGCCGAACUGGUGGCCUGUACUUGACGGAUCACCCCGCGGACCCAGAGGAGGACCUGUACACGUCUAUCGGGAACCCCCCCGAGAGGGCCUGCCUCGGCGAGGAGGCGGGCGGCCAGAUCCAUCAGAUCGACCAGGGCUGCUACGGAGCUUCGCUGAUGGAGUCGACCAUGAAGGGCAUCUUCGGGGUCUACGACGACGCACUGGACCUCGCCGUGGGCCGUCUCCGCCCGAGAGGCAACCACCGAGGGAGGCAUCCAGCGAUACCCGAGGGGCGAGUGGAGCGGGGCCGCCCCGACAUCUGCACCGCCGCCGCCCAGGCUUUCCAGCCCCCGCGGUGCGCCGCGCGAGGGAGGGCGAUCCUCGAGGCGUUGGCCCGCAUGACGAAGGAGAUAAAGGGCCCCGAUCCAGCGUGCUCGUGGGCCUCUCCAGCUACGACGCCAUUCGGGCCGCCGAGGCCGGGAGGGGCGGAGAUCGAGGUCUUCCCCGCUGUCCCCUGCUUGGAUGCCACCUGCGAGAUGGCGGCCACUCUACGUCGGAAGGUGGAGGAGCACGGAGCACACGAACACCAGCGAGAUGCGGACCGUGGUGGGCGUGCUCCGACACCUUGCCAGAUCGCCACGGAGGCGUGGGACAACUACGAGAAGGAGACGUACCUGGGCAUCCGCGAGGGCGGCUCCACAAGGCGAUUCACCCGCCUCGUGCCGGGUUGGGAGCUUCGGUGCAAGAGCGCCAUGGGCCACGCCCUGGCCGACUACAGGGACAUGAAGUGCUACCGAGAGGCCGUCUUCGCCAUCGCCGAUUACGUUCUGGAGGGGGGGCUCCUGGACGAAGCCAUCGGGACCCUCAUGCAGUACGACGCCUACGGGCAGGAGCGGGACGGCCUGGAGCAGCAGAGGCAGCUGGUCGACAGCAACAAGACGAACUUGAAGAUGAAGAAGGUGAAAGAGGUCGCCACGGAGCUCGUGACAACUGGAUGGUGGAGAGAGUACAGCGACAGGCCAAGCGGGGGCGCCCGAGUGGGUGGCUAG
Messenger RNA from Prorocentrum cordatum, 2781 nucleotides. The record is from the annotation of a GenBank genome assembly. Lineage: Eukaryota; Dinophyceae; Prorocentrales; Prorocentraceae.